Molecule: messenger RNA, 1527 nt
Organism: Vanrija pseudolonga
Lineage: Eukaryota; Fungi; Basidiomycota; Tremellomycetes; Trichosporonales; Trichosporonaceae
Exons: 3
Coding region: 1-1527 (508 amino acids)
Source: RefSeq, a predicted model, not a curated record
AUGCUCGGCCUGAUUUCAGCCCUUGUGCCACUGGCAUGGCUCACCACGUUCGUCGCGGCACAGACACCAGAGCCGGACCCACUGUUCAUCGGAUGUCUGAGCAAGGAGUGGUGGCAGAAGCACCCGGAGGCACCCAACUAUCCCAACAAGUGGGGUUGGGUUCAGGAGGACUCCAACGCACAAUGUCAGGUUCGUCGUCUUGUUCAAGUCGCGGACAUUGAACAGACUCAGGACUACUGUUCUAGCUCUGGUUACGGAAACGGCUUCUCGUACUACUCUCCCCAGUUCUUCGCCUGCUCGAACUGGUUCCUCCCUGGCCAGGUGACCGACCCGGACACGGGAGAGACUAUCAACCUGAUGACAAACCCGGUCGACGCCUACGGCACGUGCGACGAAAACUCGGUGACUGUGUCCUGGGUGAACACGUUUGGGGCCAACCGCCGCUUCUGGUGGUUCAGCGUGUGCCUCCCUGAAAUGCUCCCCAACGCCAAAGCCUUUGUCUCCUCAACCACAGGCAACAUCAAGGCUGACUGCUAUGAUUAUUGCCGAACAAUGGGCACGAGCAUGGCGCUUAGGGUGGAGGGAUUCUACCCCCCAAACCUCGGAGGACCGCCCAGCCACCUGGUCACCGCUUUCGAGUGCGCCUGCUACGACAGGCCAAAUGACGGGCCAGCAACGCCGAGCAACAACUGCCAAUGGAACUCGUGGCUCCUAUACAACGACAACCUGCCCCUUGAGCCGAGCCCGGCCGCCAACAGGCGGCGACGUCUCAAAGAGCAGCAUCAGCAGAACCGCCGCCGGUUCAACGGCAUCGGCGAUCGCGGACAGCACCACCUCGCCCUGUGUCCCCGGCCGACCUUGGCCUGCGCCGUUCCCGGCACGGACGGGUACGAGUGCGUCGACACGUCGCUGGAGCUCGAGUCGUGCGGCGGGUGUGUCCACGGCGAGUAUGGCGUGGCGGCCAACGGAACCUCAUUUGGGCAAGACAAGUGCAUCGAUGUCGACACCAUCCAGAACGGCUGGGAAUUAUAUCUCCAGGUUGCAAGCACAAGACAAAUGUUCGACUACUGCUACGGUGGUUGCGCUCAAUGCGGUCGCAGCGUUGCGUACCAGAUUACCAGUUUCUCCGCCUCAACGUCCCCCUCUCCAGGAAUUAUGGACACAGUUCUCUCGUGCAAAUGCUAUUACAGGGCCCCCGGGUUGCCACCUGUCCCGGCGAGCAAUAAUUGCAAAUGGAACUCUUGGUUCUACUACAACGACAAUGUGCCCCCUAUUCAGCCGAGCCAAGCUGCAAACAGGCGACGACUCCUCCUGGAGCAGGACCAACACCGUCUGCAGUUCAGUGGCCUGGGGGACCGCGGAUCCCACCACCUCGCCCUCUGCCCCCGGCCGACGCUGGCCUGCAAUGUGCCCGGCACGGACACGUUCGAGUGCAUCAACACGUCGCAGGAGCUCGAGUCGUGCGGAGGCUGCCUGAACGGCGAGUUCGGCCUUGUGGCCAACGCCACCAGGCAGGGAUACGAGUGA